UAUUGCUCGCUGUUGGACCUGGACAGUGACAACAAAAUGUGACGUGGCUAAUCCUGAUGUACAAAAAGAGUGAGAAAACCUCUAUGAGUAAACUGUUUACAGGAAAACUAAAAGGCGUUUAACGUGUAGAAACAGAAGUGCCAACCGAAGUAAAGACGAUAAAGCUGUCUUGGUUUUGGUAAGGAAACUGUUAGCAGACUGGGGUAACGUUAACUGCUAGCAUCAAGACUUUGACAGGAGAAAAGGCAUGUACUGAGACAUUAAGAUGUCAGACAGCGGAGCUACAGCAGCGGAGGGUUCAGAGAUGGCACCAGAGAUUCGGGAUGCCCCUCCUGCCGAAACGCCUGACAGCUCCUCGCAGACCACACCUGACAUCUCGACUGACGUGGCCCCGACGAGGAAAGCCAGGAGGAGACCAGACGCCAAACCUGCAGCCGAAGUUGAGGAGAGGCCGAAAGCAGAGGAGCAACCGCCAAAGAUGUCCAGUGAGUCCACUGUGUCUCAGGGUGGUUGGGGAUACUGGGGCAGCUGGGGCAAAUCCAUCUUAUCCACAGCAACAGCUACUGUGUCCACUGUGGGCCAAGGGCUCACUCAUGUGAUAGAGAAGGCAGAGACGUCGCUGGGUAUCCCCAGUCCGACCGAACUCUCUGCGCAAGUUGAGGAAGAGCAGAAAGAGCAGGGUGAAGCCAGCAGCGAGACAGACAAAGCAGCAGGAGAUGGAUCGGCAGUGGUGGGAAGUGCGAUGGGAAUGCUGUCGUCGCUCACCAGCGUCGUCCAGAGCACAGGGAAAACGGUGAUAACGGGCGGGCUGGAUGCUCUGGAGUUCAUCGGGAAGAAGACGAUGGAUGUGAUAGCAGAAGGUGAUCCCGGAUUUAAGAAGACCAAAGGACUGAUGAACAGGAACUCCACUCUGUCUCAGGUGUUGAGGGAGGCAAAGGAGCGAGAGGAGCUGCAGACAGCAGAGACAGAGUGGUCAGAUUCCGAGAAGAAGGUGGUCGCUCACUACGGGAUGCUGUUUGAUGAAUUUCAGGGUCUGUCUCACCUCGAGGCGCUGGAGAUUCUGUCUCGAGAGAGCGAGGCUAAGGUGAAGUCGGUGCUGACCACUCUAUCAGGAGAUAAGCUGGUUCAGCUCAGAGAAGAGCUGGAUCUCAUCAAGGACUCUUUCUCCCUGGUGGAGUUUGAUGACGAGGAAGUGGACGAGAAGAAAGAUGAAGAUGGCUCAGAGUUUGAGAGGGAGUUAACGGAGGCCUUGGAGGGUCUCAGUGUCACUGCCACAGCUGACAAACUCAGCAAGGCCUGUAAGAGCACCUGCAGCCAGAUCACGGACAUGACCAGACCAGAGAAGGAAGAGGAAGAGAGCCAGGAGGACGUAAAGAAAACACUCUCUGUAGAGGAGGUUCAUGCUGCAGCCAUCAGGAGUCUGGCGGAGCUGACGGCUCGAUCCAUCGAGCUUUUCCACAAACUGGCCGAGAUGAUCCUCUUCUCCAACGGCAGCACUGAGGCCGGCGCUCUGUCACAGUUAACUGUUGUCCUGUGUAAAGAAAUCUCACUACUUUCCAAGAAGUUCACAUCCUGCUUAACAACUGCAGGGUCGAAUGAGAAGGGAGAUGUCCUCAACCCGCUGAUAACAGGAGUCUUUUUAGAGGCAUCCAACAGUGCGUCUUACAUCCAGGAUGCUUUCCAGCUGCUGAUGCCCAUACUGGAGAUCUCCCACAUCCAGAGGAGAGCUGGAUCCACGGAGCAGUGACCAGCUGACGUCCCCUCUGCUGUCCAUCGCUGCCAUGACGCUGGGACUCAGUCACAGCAGAGAACUGACACAUCUUAAAAACUUCUUUUUAAAAAUCACUUGCAUCUGCUCUUACUAUGUCUGGUUUUCAUCGCAGGACAAAAUCAAUUCCACGCCUGUGAGGAAAAGUGUGUUUUUGUCAAACAGUGUUAAGUUGUUUUGCAUUGCUGGUUUAAUUGUAAAGCACUGUACAUGGACUCAUUGACAUACAGUGUUGAAAAGGGCUGGAUCUACCAGCUAAGGGGAACAAAUGUAUUUGUGAUGAACAGGGAGCGACUUCUUGUUCUUCCUUUUAUUCUAACAUGUACACUAUUUUUUUCCCCCUGAGAGCACUUGUGCUCUUAACCCAAAAAUCUCAAUUCUGCCUCAGAACACUUUCACAACAAAACCGUGUGUCUCAUAAUAAACAGUAAGACAUAUUGAUAAUGUAAUUGUCUAUUACUGCACAGAGAAUAGUUGGGAAUUGGUUUUCUAUGCAUAUCUCUUUAAAACUGUGCAACAUACGGCUGGUCCUGGAGCAGUUGGGAGGCUUUUGGCAACCUUGGUAUCAUCCUCAAAUCAUUAGCAGACUGCCUGUAAUUAGUCAACAGUGCUGCAGAUCUAGUGACACCUGUUUGUACGGGGGGGGGGGUUAUUACCAUGUUUGCAAUUCAACUUUGGUGCUUUCUUUUGCCUCUGAGUGUGUAGACCCCCUUACUGUGUACAACAAUAUCAGCUUUAAAUAAGUAUUUUCUGUCACCUGCAAACACUAGGCAUCCUCACAUGUUUCAGUGGCUCUCCAUAUAAAUAAUCACUUCCUUUUUUCUCUUUAGCCAGCCCCAGAAUUGAAGACUUAAGACUUGGAUUUGUGGUAAGUUGGAUUUAAGGCAAAAACGACUUACUGCUGUGAGACUUGAUUUGAUUCUUGAAAGCAAAAACAUUAAAGUCUCGAGUUUUAAAACAGCUCUGGUGAAAAGAUCAAAUGGUGAUUCCCAAUACCUGCGUAUUGAUUACCCUAUGUCCCCUAAAAGAGCUGGUACCUCGAGAGAAAUCCUCUUUUGCAUCCCUGUUCUAAUCGAGUAAAUAAAAUGCAGUUUUUCAUCCUUCCCAAUCCCUGACAUAUCGGACAAAACUCACAGCUCUGUUUUCUCUUUAUUCCCCUCUCUUGUAAAUUUCCGAUGUCCAGUUAGAGAAAUAUGAAAAGAUAUACAGAUUGCACAUUUCAGUCAUUUUAAGCUUAUCUCCCCCUUUAUUGUCAUCAAAUUCAUUAUUUGUGAAACUUAAGCAUAACGUCAGGUGUUUAUUAAUCAACAAAUGAACUUCUAUCUGCCAUAAAGGUUGUGAUUUUCUUCUUUUAGCCAGUUGAAUUCAGUUUUCUGAUAUUGAACUGUUAACAGGAGUGUGUUGUGGCCAUGUAAAGUGCUAUUUUUUCGAGCAAUAAACUGUACUCUAUAUCAGGUA
Molecule: messenger RNA, 3226 nt
Organism: Siniperca chuatsi (mandarin fish)
Lineage: Eukaryota; Metazoa; Chordata; Actinopteri; Centrarchiformes; Sinipercidae
Gene: fam114a2
Product: family with sequence similarity 114 member A2
Exons: 14
Coding region: 266-1747 (493 amino acids)
Source: RefSeq, a predicted model, not a curated record